UAUAUGGAGACCUGAGACCAACUGAAGCUUUUGUUACCAUGAGGACGAGGCAGAAACGACAAGUGUGCGUCCUUCUUCCAAACAAGCAGCACCUGGACUGUAUUGUCGGGGUGAGAGCCAGAGGCCACGAGGUGUUGAAUAGUGUGUUGAAGCACCUUGGCGUCAGUGAACUCCAAGUCUUUGGUCUGGCUGUUCUCAGAGAUAAUGAAUACCUCUUUCUUGAUUCGGCACAAAAGCUGAGCAAGUACUUUGGCAAAAGAUGGAACCGAGCAUCCUCAACGGUCCCAUUCAUCUUAUUUCUGAGAGUGCAGUAUUAUGUAGAGAGUGGGCUGCUAAUUCUGAGCAGCAAAGUGCAGCAGCUUUACUACACUGAGCUGAGGCAAAAGGUGCUGCAUUCACAGAGCUGCCAUCAGGAAGCUUUGCUCUUCCAGCUGGCAGCUUCUGCACUUCAAGCUGAAGUCGGAGAUCUGGAAAAACACAGACAUUACUUUCUUCCUGAAGAUUACUUCCCCUCUUGGCUGAUAAAGCGUCGUGGAAGGGACUUCCUGCUCCAGCACUGCCCAGUGUUACACAUUGAGCUGAGAGGUGUGACACGUAUACAAGCCGUCCUGCAGUUUAUAAAAGAGGCCAGCAUCCUGCAGGAUGGACCAGUCACCUUCUACAGGAUGAGACAGGUCAGACUGCACAGAAUUAACCAAAGAAAGCCACCAAAAUACUACUGUAAUGACAAAAAAGAGCUGAGAAGUUCAAUUCUUCUUGGUGUGGCAAUGAAAGGAGUCCAUAUUUAUCAGGAGGUGGGAGGGAAGCAGUGCCAAUUGUAUGUCUUUUCCUGGACCGAUAUUGAACGCCUCACUUUCCAGGGCAGCAGGUUUGAAAUCGCUGCCGUGGGCUCUUUGUGCCUCCCUAAGCUGGUGUAUUACACUCCUUCAGCCACCCACUCCAAACACAUCCUGAGGCACCUCAGUGACAGUCACCGUUUCCACAUCAUCACCAGAGAUGCAAUUGGCUACAUACAACAGCUGGAAGACAUGCAGGCCAGUCAGUUCCACAAAGAGGCCUACAUUUGUGACACAACACGCUUGGCACACAGACUCCAGAGCAACAGCCUCACAUCCUCAAUGUCUGACUGCAGUGUUGCAGUCGAAACAACCACAGCCUGGUCCAAAGAGGAGGAGGAGGAGGAGGAGGAGGAAGUCACAGAGUUUGAGCUGUGUGUGGACGAACCAGAGGAGUUAUUUGUCGACAGCCCAGCCGAAUUGUCGUGGUUGGCUGAGCUGUCUGUCGAUGGACCUUUGGUGUUACCCUCUUCUUAUUGGGCAGCUGUCACCAUGGAAAUGAAACAGGUUCUGAAGAGCAGAGCUGAUGAUGAAGGGGUUUCUAUGGACUAAUUUACAGCCAGGGGCAAGAGGGAUUCAAUAAAAGCUCACGACAAGAGCCAUUAUGUUACUGCUCUGAUGCUCACAUCGUAGUUCGGAUUAUCUACCUAAUAUAUACAUUGUGCUGCUUACAAAUAUUUCAUUUUGUUUAUAAAUGAAAUUACCUUUUUUUAUCAAAGUUCAUAUUACAAAGCCCCUAAACUUCCAUGAUCCACCCCCACAGGUCUUCUCACGCAUUGUAUCUAAUUAGACCUCCUCUCAAGACUGUGUGGGAGUGUACAGACUGUGCUUGAUUGACAUCUCCCAUAUGUCAUUUCUAGAACAUAGAAAUAACCUUUUUUUCCCCCUUUCUUUACUGAACUGUACCAACAGACAUGCAGAUAUUAUUAAGCAGCUAGAUAGA
Messenger RNA from Perca flavescens (yellow perch), 1779 nucleotides. RefSeq names its product FERM domain-containing protein 6. Gene Ontology annotation, biological process: positive regulation of hippo signaling. NCBI's taxonomy places the organism in Eukaryota, Metazoa, Chordata, Actinopteri, Perciformes, Percidae. The transcript is spliced from 14 exons. Gene Ontology annotation, cellular component: cytoplasmic side of apical plasma membrane; cytoskeleton. The coding region runs from base 39 to 1388 and encodes 449 amino acids. The record is from RefSeq and is a predicted model, not a curated record.